AUGGUAAAGGAGUUCUACCUUCAUGAUGCUUGGAAGCAGAGUAAAUUGAUGAGAAUUCUCCCUUUGCACGUGGUCAAUUCUAUCAAGGCCAUCCUCUUCAACAACGAUAGAGAAGACAGACCCAUUUGGACCCCGGAUCCUUCAGGGGAUUUUACUUGUAAAUCCGCAUGGCGCACAGUGAGAUCUAAGAAAGGAACUACUCUUACAGGUAUGACUAUUUGGUAUAAAAAGCUUCCUUUUAAAGUCUCCGUUUUUAUGUCGAGAGUCUUAUUGGAUCAGGUGGCAACUGACGUUGCUAUUAAAAGAUUUGGGGUGAAUAUUGCCUCCAUACAUUGGUCCAAGGCCAGAUGCUCAGCUAGGUUUGACGAAAAGCACAUGUCUCAUCGCUUCAUUAUCCAGCAAGUGAUCAAGAUGAUAAAUAUGUUUAUCCAUACGAGUUUCCAAGAUUUGCACCUGCCCAACAUGUGGCAUGAUACUUACAGUAAAAUUGAGAAGCUCUCUCUUGCUAUUCAUUGUCAAAUCUUUUAUUGGCAUAAACCUCCAACAGGCUGGGUUAAACUCAAUAUUGAUGGUUGCAGCAAAGGUAAUCCAGGUUCGGCAGGUGGUGGUGGUCUUAUCAGAGAUCACAAUGGUGUGUUGAUUGGUGCUUUUGCAGAAUUCUACGGAGAUUGUAGUUGCAAUAUUGCGGAAGCUAAAGCUAUGAGGCGAGGCAUCAAAAUGUAUAUUACAAAUGGCCUCACAAAUGUUAUAGUCGAAUAUGACUCGGCGAUUAUUCUUAACUUGAUCAAAAGAACCAGGAAACCACCCUGGAGAUUCAAUAAUAAUAUUGAGCAGAUUCAAACCAUGACCAAGCAUCGUAACUUUGUCUUUUGUCACACCUUGAGAGAAGGAAACAACUCUGCUGACAAGCUUGCUAACUUGGGUGAAGAAUCCAAAAUUGUUUCUAUCUUCAAUGAGGUUGUCUCAUUACCAUUGAAUGUUAGAGCUUCAAUGAAGUUAGAAGUUGAUGGGAUCCCUAACUUCAGAUUCAGACAGAAGAAAAACAAGUUCGUUAUCAAUGACAGCACCUACCAAUAA
Molecule: messenger RNA, 1077 nt
Organism: Nicotiana attenuata
Lineage: Eukaryota; Viridiplantae; Streptophyta; Magnoliopsida; Solanales; Solanaceae
Exons: 3
Coding region: 1-1077 (358 amino acids)
Molecular function (GO): RNA-DNA hybrid ribonuclease activity; nucleic acid binding
Source: RefSeq, a predicted model, not a curated record